CCAUCUUCAUUUGAUUACUAGUAUAUGGAUGACAUCUUCUGGGAACCCCAAAACUCAUACGAGCGUAAAAGUUACCUUCAUUCUGAAAUCUAAGUCGUCAGGAUGGUUGUGCAAACUUGUUCUGUCAGUUCAUUCUAGGGAAGCUGAAGAAGAGUGAUGAAUGUCAUUAUCUGAAUAGUCAGUUGGUGGCGCUUGAACCCCACUGUUACAACCAAAGACUCCGAUGCCCUGACCCGACCACACAAGAAAGUUAGUAUUUUUUCCGGUCUGUCUGCAUUCAAAUUUUGACCUAUACUGUCAAUAUAGCCAGGUUACAGCCUGCAGCGAGGACGCAUUCCUUUACAACACCUCCAAAGAUACGGGGUCGACAAGCGUCCCUACUGAAAGAGGGCGGAUAGAAUUUGCCGAUACAACUCACUACAAGAGGAUCGUUGCCGACCGUCUUUUCGAUGUCGAGAUUUCUAGCGGUUUGGACCAUGAUAGAACAGUUGACGACCGGUGUCAUGUGGGGAAUGGCUGCCGCCACAGCAGUCGGGAUCGCUGCCGGCGCCUUUUACCUGACGACCCGAGCAGUUCAGUCACCUUGGCCGAAGGAGAGGCAAUCCUUGUCUUACACGAGGAGGGUUCGUCCGAAGAAGAGAAAAAUCCAGUUAGCGCUGAACUCGCUGGACGAUUUCGUGCCCCUGGAAAACAUGGAAUCGGUGAACGACGUGGUGGGGUUCUUCACAAGCCGCGGGAACGAGUUUUCUGUAUACAGCAUCGACUGGGAACAAGAGUCGGUAGUGUUGGUGAGACCAGUGGACGGAACUGAUCUUAAAGUUCACCCCUUCUUUCGUGAGGCUCAAAGACGGACCGCCUCUGAGGUCCUCUCCAUUCCGUUUUCACAUCUCCAAGAUGUUGCAGAUGCCAUUCGUCACAAGGUUGCGCAUGUGCAGAAUGUCUUCGUCUACAUGACAGGAAGAUGUGGUUCCACCCUCCUCACACGAGCAUUCGAAGCCACUUCAAUUGCUCAAGCAGCCAACGAGCCCGACGUAUUCUCCGUCAUCAAUAUGGCAGUGCUCCGAUCCAGACGUGCCCGACAGAACAAAGAUGUCUCUCCCAACCCCGCGGCGCGCUCGGCUGUCGUGUCAGACGAGGACGACAAGGUGAAGAUCUUAACGAAUGUCGUCACCCUGCUGAAUUACCACCUCAUGACGGCAGAUCCUCGUCACCGGGAUGUCAUCGUGUACAAGUUAAGACCCAAUUCUCUGCUGAUCGGCGACUUGAUGUACCGAGCCUUCCCGUCUGCAAAGAACAUAUUCCUGUACAGGAACGGAAUGGAGUGCUUUGAGUCGUGGGUAAAAUUGUGGUUUAAAAAAGUUGUAUACUGGCUUACUCGUGGACUGACGCGGCUUGGCUUGUUAAGGUGGGCACCGAUGGUACCCGAACAAUUCCGAAGUUUUGGAGAUGACGCAAAAUUCUCCGAUAUUUUUGAUGGAAGCACCAUCUUUUACGCCGUGACCUUGUGGGUUGGCGCGAUGCAGCGUGCUCUGGAGUUACAAAAGAUGCACCCGGAGUACUUCUUCCACUGCCUGCUUUACUACAGCGCCUUGGCGAGAGGGAAAGAGAAGACGCUUCGAUUGCUGCUGAAGAGGCUCGGGCUGGAGUGGAAUCCUGACGAAGAUGGAGAAGAAACGGAGAAGAUGAAGAAGUCGUUCGUCAAGGACAGCCAGGCAGGGACGUUUCUGUCUGUCAGAACCAGGAAUCCAGAUGAGAAGUGGACGAAGCCGUCGCCAACCAGCUGGCUGGGAGCCUGGGACCGAGACUACAUGUCUGGAGUCUGUAGGGCCACUGGGAACGACAUACCGGGCCCUAACUUCAUCUUUCCUGGCACCAUGUUGUGAGGAAAUGUGCAUGGGUUAACGACUUGUACAAGUUAUGCUAACUCAUGAUUGUCACAGUAGUCUCUAUUAAACAUUUUCAGUAAUCUUUCCUGGCAUCAUAUUGUAAGGACAUGUCAGAAGGUAACGGUUAAUGACAUGUUCCACGUUUUGCCUCAAACGUGGCUUGUGUGCUACGGGGUUUAAGUAGACGUGCAUUUUUGUAUUUUCCUUUUUUAAUGCUAAAGGGUUUGAACAACCUUAGCGACUGUUUUCAAUAAUCUGUUCCAUUCUAUGUGUCUUAUUGAGAACAUGUUUUCCAAUGUAAUACUCUCGUGACAACAUGUGAUUUUGCGUUUACAACCUAGUCUAAUUAGGCUAUGUUAUAUAUUAAUGUAAAGACAUUAAGUCGGUCGAUUGUACAAUGUACUUGAAUGGAUUGUAGUUUCAUGCCGUCCACAUAUAUACUGUCCAUAUUGAUAAAAUGUGCUAAUGUGGUCCAUAUAUAUAUAUAUAUAUUGUCCAUACAUUCUUGGUUAACAGGUUAACAACAGUAGUAUAGCCACAGGUACAACAGGUUUAUGUUAGGUACAUUGCUGCAAGGUGAGAACUAAGCGCUACAAAUAUAAUAUAUCCAGUCUACUAUCCAGAAAACAAACUAACUUU
This is a messenger RNA of Branchiostoma floridae (Florida lancelet), 2525 nucleotides long. RefSeq lists its product as uncharacterized. Bases 450 to 1883 code for a protein of 477 amino acids. The transcript has 6 exons. NCBI's taxonomy places the organism in Eukaryota, Metazoa, Chordata, Leptocardii, Amphioxiformes, Branchiostomatidae. The record is from RefSeq and is a predicted model, not a curated record.